Messenger RNA from Archocentrus centrarchus (flier cichlid), 3881 nucleotides. Its product is annotated as piggyBac transposable element-derived protein 4. The transcript is spliced from 15 exons. Lineage: Eukaryota; Metazoa; Chordata; Actinopteri; Cichliformes; Cichlidae. The record is from RefSeq and is a predicted model, not a curated record. Bases 1944 to 3830 code for a protein of 628 amino acids.
AAUUCCGGUAGGCGGAGUCCAGCAGGCCGGGUACAAAAACAAGCCGCGCCGUGCGCUUCUUCCACUUCUUCCCGUUGUCUGGCGGAGAUGUGGAGAGGUCGGAGCCAUGCUUUCUGCACAGGUUGUGUGACACCUUCUACAUCAGGUCUCUUUGGUGGCCACCCAGAGGUGUUCAGUGUGGCUUAAACUUGCUGGGGUGAAAGUCUGAAGUUUCAGAUGGAAGCAAAACCAGCAUGGACUGCCGGUGAUGCUUCUGGAGGAAGGCACCCAUAAAAGCUGAAAGAUGUUGUGACGACUGCGGCAGCAGCUCCAUGGAAGCUUUCUUGUCACAGGAAGCUGAUUUUUUUGGACUUAAGAUGCUGCCGUCCUCUCGCUGCCUGUUUGUCCAGGACAGAGCUGCUUGUCAGAGCUAUGAUGUUGCCAUGAGAGCCUAGGUUUGUCAUUGUGCUCACUGACGAGUUGAACUGCAGCAGCUGGACUGCUACAACUUUCAACACCUGGACAGCAAAACCAGUCCACACUGAUUGGACACAAGGCAUCAUGCAAACCUGUCACUGUACUGCUGGCUGCAGUCUGAGCUCCACAGGAACUCAGUGGAGACUUGAGAACCUGUUGAAAUUUGCAAUAACAAAAUAAAGUGUUUGCAUGUCACACGUGCCUGUGGGAGCUUAACUCUUUAUUGAUCCUGGGCCUGUAUCUGGGCCGUCCCACAGCUUCUGACUCUACAGCCACACAUCUGGCCCACACACACACGUGGCUCUCCUUUCCAACCAUGUAUGCCAUUCCCAGGCACAACAAUCACAGCAUUAUACACCACAGGGUAUUUUAAACUAAUACCCAGAACUGUUAAUUGACGUGCCCUACCUUUUGAAGGCUGCCUGGAGUCUAAAUAUUGAUUCCCCACAAAUUUGGCAUCAUUUGCUACUUUCCCACCGCGGAGGAGCUGGUUUGCGUGCCAGUGCUCAUGCUGUUGCCAAUGAACUGGCGAAACUCUUAAGAAUGGGCCCGCGUUUCUGUGAACUGCUCCUUUACAUAUGAGUGUGGGCGGGUCCUUGUCUGGACACGGAAGCCGAAGCGCACAAACGUGGGAGAACACUUUUUUUUUUUUUUUUUGCUGCAAGUACGGUUUACGGUCCAAACCAAAUUACUGCAGCAUCUGUGUGCAGCGCACAGAGGGUAACACAGACAGUGAUUAGAGCAAGACGGCAAGUACACACUUUGUCAUCCUUAGAGCCCAACCUAAUUCACAGCCGUGAAAAUCGCUUUGCUUUUCUCAUGUAAUACACAUGUAAUAUGGUAAACUUGAUGAGAUGGCAGCGUUACGCCCUUCUGCCGCUUUCGUCACGCGUUUGCGGUUCGAGACCAGCUAGUUUGCGGGGCUGGAAUUGAACCCGUUUUUCGGCCGAGCACCGAGUUCUUCUGCGGUGGAAAACCCGCCUAACGGUUAUAAUUAAGGCCCGGGCUCCGGAUCCCUGUUGGUGGGUAAGGCCGUUGUGUCCGUAACAGUCCAGUGAAUAUAAUCUAAUACAUUUAUGAGGUCCAAAACAUAAGUCACAUCCACAAGCGCACUAAAAACAGAACCUAAACUUUUCUGGGGAAAAAAAUAGACACUCUUGCCAACUUUAUCUGAUGUAUUUGACACCUAACUUGGCCAGCUGGGACACUGGGGGCUGUCUAUAGCAAGCAACAGCCAAUGACUGUCACAGACUAGCAGAAGCUCACACCUAACUUUUAGUGUUGAAGAUCCAACCUAUCAGCUCACAGAAUAAAAAUUACACUACAGACACUUAGCCAAUGAAGUUUGGAACACACCAAUGUGUAGUUUGUGGGUGUGUUUUGUAAACUAUAGCAGCGUGCAAAGGAGUUUAGUCACAGGAUUUGUGCGCUCACAUGUAAAAGUUGUUUUGUGGGCCAUUGCUGUUUUGAUGGGUUUUUAGUUGAAAAUGCCAAAACACAAAGAAAAGAGAAGGUCCAGUCUUACAGCUACAGUGGAGGAGUGUACCAGACGGGACAGUGACUUCUCCGAUAACGAUGUCUCUGAAGUGGACAGUAACAUUUCCGAUGUCGCGGAGGACACGUUUUUGGAAGGCGAAGAUGCCAUUCUUGAUAGUUCAGAGUUAUCAGAUCCUGCAUGGGAACCAGGGACCAGAACUGCAGAAGUUCCUGAAGACACAGAUGAGCAAACAUCAGAGUCAGAACCUGAUACAGUCCCACGCCAAGCCAGAGGUACCCCGGCAAAGAGAGCCAGAAACAGAGGCAGAGGGAGGGCCAGAGGCGGAGGAGCCACUACAACUGCUGAAACUGGGCAGAGGUGGUAUGAUGAUCAGGAUCCUGACAUCACACCCACCCAGCCCACCUUCCGCCCCUUACGAAAUCCUGGGAGCCAGCUCAUUACUAUAGCAGAUUACAGUGUUCUGGACCUCUUCCAGUUGUUUUUCACAAAGACAGUGUUACAGACUAUAAUUAACAACACUAAUGAGCACGGGAGAGCUCACUACAACAAACCCUCUGAGCCGUGGACAGACAUCACCCUACCAGACAUGUUUUUAUACCUGUCCAUUGUCGUUUAUAUGGGCUUUGUAAAAGCCCCUGCACUAACUGAUUAUUGGAGAACGAGCAGUCUGUACAGCUUCCCCUUUACCAAGAAGACUAUCACAGGGAAGAAGUUCCUCACCAUCUCCAGGGCUCUUCACCUCAGCAGUGCUGCUGAAGACGAGGCUAAUGAAAGAAAAAGGGGCACACGAGAGUUUGACCGCCUGUGCAAGAUCAAACCUCUGUAUAUAGAGAUAAGAGAAGCUUGCAAGAGAAUCUACCACCCUGACCAGCACAUCUCAGUGGACGAACGUAUGGUAGCGUCAAAAGCCAGGGUCAUUUUCAAACAGUACAUCAAGAAUAAGCCUGUUCGUUGGGGCUUCAAGCUCUUUGUUCUAGCAGAGUCCAGGACAGGGUACACCUGGGACUAUUUUGUUUAUGAGGGGAAGAGCACGGAGCGCACUGGCAAAGGACUAGGCUAUGACACAGUGAUGAAGCUUGUAAACCCGGCUAUACUCGGCACGGGCUACAAGCUAUACUUAGAUAAUUUCUACACAAGUCCCACCCUCUUACGUGAUCUUUACCAGCAGAGGAUCUGGGCCUGUGGCACAAUGAGGAUCAAUGGAGUCGGCUACCCCAAGACAAAAAUCAAUGCCCUGGACUCCAUAGCUCUCCGUGGCAGCAUUCGGUGGCUUCGUGAAGAUCCCCUGCUUUUUGUGCAGUGGCGUGACACCCGAGAUGUCUUCUUGUGCUCCACCAUCCACACUGCCCAUGGGACAGAGACUGUCAAGCGCAAGAUGAAGGACAAGGAAGGGCACUGGAGUUCCAAGGACAUCCCGAUUCCACCAGCUGUGAAAGACUACAACCAACACAUGGGUGGAGUUGAUUUAUCUGAUCAGCUGAUUGGAUACUAUGAUGUCCUCCACAAAACGAAAAAAUGGUACAAGACGUUCUUCUUUCAUUUUGUGGACAUCGCCAUUGUGAAUGCCUUCAUCCUGUACCAAGCCCAAUGCAAAGUCAAAGGACUGGUGCCGAUGCAUCAGAAAGCAUUCAGGGAAACACUGGCUGUGGAGCUUUCAAUGGUGGGCCCUCAGCAAAGCACCUCACAGCAAGAGCACCUGGAGCCACACCAUCGCCUUGUACAUAUUAAUGAUUCUGGGGAGAGAACCUCUGGAAGGCUAAAGUGCAGGAAGUGCCAUGCAAAAACUCCAGUCAAGUGUGCAACAUGCAACAUGCCCUUGUGUUUUGUUGCAAACCGUGACUGCUACAAUGAGUGGCACAGAGAAAACAACAUGUAAAAUAAUAACAUGCUAGUAAAUAUGUAAAUAAUUCAAAAUGUUUGUGUUCAU